Molecule: messenger RNA, 1566 nt
Organism: Diaporthe amygdali
Lineage: Eukaryota; Fungi; Ascomycota; Sordariomycetes; Diaporthales; Diaporthaceae
Exons: 2
Coding region: 1-1566 (521 amino acids)
Biological process (GO): carbohydrate metabolic process
Source: RefSeq, a predicted model, not a curated record
AUGCUCCAGACAACCCCUUUCGUCCAGGCCGCCCUCCUCUUGGGGCUGGCACAGUCCCAAGAAUGCCCGGACUACUCGGAGUACUCGACCAAGCGCCAUGAGCCCUUCUCCAACGGCACGUACCAGCUCUCGUAUAUGCGCCCGUCCCCGUCCUGCCGGACGUUCAACUCCUCGGACGUCGAGGAUGUGAUAACGUCCAUGGCCGGCGUGAUCACCGACCCGGACCUAUAUAGGCUAUUUCAGAACAGCUAUCCUAAUACACUCGACACGGCCAUCAGGUGGAAAGGGUACGCAGCUAAUAACAGCGAGGAGGAGCUCACCUUCGUCAUUACGGGUGAUAUCAAUGCUAUGUGGUUGCGUGACUCAGCAAACCAGAUGCAGAGCUACCUGCCUGUGCUGAAGGCCGACGACAGCGCAGAUAGCAUUGCUAGCCUGUAUAGGGGCGUCAUUAAUCUGCAGGCGAGGUACCUCCUAACCAGCCCGUACUGCAACUCCUUCCAGCCUCCGGUUGAGUCAGGGGUAGAAGGGUCGGUGAACAGCGCGGCAUCAGAGGAUACUGUUGUGCCCGCAUACAGCAACACAAGCGUAUUCGAGUGCAAAUACGAGCUGGAUUCCCUCGCUUCCUUCUUAGAGGUGUCGACUAAUUACUAUAAUUCCACGGGCGAUCUGGACUUCUUUGGCAAAUUUCAAUGGGUUGACGCAGUAAAGGCAGUACUGAACACCGCUACGGAAAUGUUGACCCCGACGUACGGAGCCGACGGGCAGGUUCUAAACAGCCCCUAUACCUUCACCCGCCUCACCACGCGCGCCACUGAGACGCUUGCCAACGACGGACUGGGGUCGCCCGUGGGCAACGGCACGGGGCUGGUUAGAAGCGCCUUCAGGCCGAGCGACGAUAGCACUAUCUUCCAGCUGUUCAUACCAGCCAACAUGAUGUUCAGCCGAUACCUGAGCAGCACGGCUGAAAUCAUGGCCAAACUCGAGGGGGGAGCCGACCUGGCAGCGCAGAUGAGCAACAUGGCAGAUUCCAUUAGAUCGGCUAUUCAGUCCCACGGCAUUAUCACCGACCCCAAUACAGGGACACAAGUCUACGCCUAUGAAGUCGAUGGAUUCGGCUCUGCAGUGGUUAUGGAUGACGCUAAUAUACCCUCUAUCCUAUCUGCGCCCUUUCUGGGCUUCCUCGAUGCCAGCGACGAAGUUUAUCAGAAUACCAGAUCGAUCAUCUUGGACGAGAACAGCAACUCUGGUAUCAACGGAAACCCAUACUUCAUGCGAGGCCCGGUGAUUAAUGCCGUUGGGGGGCCACACCAAGGACCGGGUAUGGCAUGGCCGAUGGCGAGUAUCGUCAGGAUCCUGACUACCGAUAAUGAUGCCGAGAUCGUUAGCGCAUUGAAAGAAAUCGUCUCGAGCACGGAUGGGCUCGGUCUGGUUCACGAGAGCAUCAACUCCUUCAACCAGAGCGAUUGGACCAGACAGUGGUUCUCAUGGGCAAACGGCCUCUUUGGGCAAAUGAUCUUGGAUCUGAACGACAGGAAACCGGAUAUUCUCAAGGAGAGCUUCCAAUGA